This is a messenger RNA of Mytilus californianus (California mussel), 3338 nucleotides long. RefSeq names its product plexin-B2-like. The transcript has 24 exons. The coding region runs from base 6 to 3338 and encodes 1110 amino acids. Gene Ontology annotation, cellular component: semaphorin receptor complex. Gene Ontology annotation, biological process: regulation of cell migration; semaphorin-plexin signaling pathway involved in axon guidance. The record is from RefSeq and is a predicted model, not a curated record. NCBI's taxonomy places the organism in Eukaryota, Metazoa, Mollusca, Bivalvia, Mytilida, Mytilidae. Gene Ontology annotation, molecular function: semaphorin receptor activity.
AUCGGAUGGAUGGAUUUGAAUUAUAUUUAAGCAAUACAUCAAUUAUUCCACCUGAAGGACCAGAAGGGUAUCUCUGUUAUGAAGAUCCUGAUCCAGGUCUCCCAAACAUCACUCAAACGAUUCCUUGUAAUCACCUCGGACAAUAUGUCAUUUAUUACGAUAGAAAAGGUUCUUUAACAGGAAAUGAAAGCUAUAAUAUCAUUGAGUUAUGUUAUGUUGCCAUAAAUGGUUGUCAAAAGAAAUUUUGGGGGAGUAACUGCGAGUUCUCUUGUGCAGAAAAUUGUAUAGACCAACAUUGCUUCCCUGAAAACGGUUCCUGCAUUUUGGGAUGUAGUGAAAAGAACUGUUUGAAAGACAUUUGCGAUUUCGAUUCAGCAGUUUGUCUCGAAGGGUGUAAAGAUGGACGGACGGGACCCUUUUGUAACAAAUAUGACAUUGCAUUUAACUGUUUGGUUAGUUCUAAUCAAAAUGAUACUGAACUGGCUAGUUUAGCUAUUGAUGGCAAUAAAACAUCGUGUGUCGCAACACAGGCAUCCGCAAUAUGGGUACAGGUUGACAUCAAAGAAAUAAGUAUCGUGACGGAUAUUUAUCUUACUCUAAGUGUGAACAUUACAGAGGGAGGUAAUCAUACCAUUUACGUAUCAAACUCAAGUGGUGUACAGCAAAAUGGAACGGUUAUAUAUAGCAACGAAUCUUUACCUAUUGAGAUCAAAGUCAAUGCUGUAUUCAGAUACUUAAUUUAUGAACUUUCAGUUCAGGAAAAUGUUUCACUUGAAGUAUGUGAAAUUGGAAUUGCUGGUUGUCCUCCUACAAACUAUGGGCCUCUUUGUAGUCAAUUGUGCCCAAUAAACUGCAGUGGCCCUUGUGACCUUAAAACAGGACACUGUACAUUUGGAUGUGUAACUGGAUGGACUGGUAAUACAUGUGAAUUAGAUGCUGAAUGUUUCGAAAACUCAGAGAUACCAGUCUUGAAGUGUGGACCAGAAAUUUAUAAGGUUUUUCCAUCUAAUGGACCUAUUAAAGGUGGGACAUUGUUGACAAUAACUGGAAAAUACCUUGGAAAUGUAAAUGACAGUAUUUCCGUUGAUUUUAGCGGAGUAAGAUGUAAUAAUGUAACAGUUCAAUCACCACAUUCUAAAUAUACUAGUUUGACAUGUGUAACUGGAAAAUACAAUGCUAUCCAGACAAAGGGGAUAUUCGUUUCAGUGAAUGGAAAUAAUUUCAGCGACCACAAUAGUACACGCUUCAGUUAUAAGGAAUCAAUGAUGUUGGAAUUCUCACCAAAGAAAGGGAUUGUUUCUGGUGACACAACUGUUACAAUAAGCGGUGAUGAUAUUGGGUUUGAAGGACAAAAUCGAUACAAUAUUUCAUUUUGUUUUGAUGAGGAUUGUCAAGAAUGCAGAACAUUUCAACCUUCCUCAAGUUCGGAGUAUAUAAAGUGCAAAACUACUAAAUCGGACCAACCUAGAAAUAUGACUCGGUUGCAGGUUGUAAUUGAUGACUUGACAGUGUUAACAUUAAAUGGAACGUUUCAAUAUUUACCUGAUCCAAAAAUUGUGUUUUCAAAUAAAACACAAAAAGCCCAACAGAGUGGUGGCGCAACAUUUACAAUUCGUGGCGAAGGUUUCAAUAAUGUGGGAGAGAUAACUGUUGAAAGAGUGGUUAAAGCUUGCGAUGUACCAGAAGAUACCUCAGCUGUCUGUGAAACGCCUUCAAAACGAAAGAAUCAGUCUAACACCCAAACUGUUAAUGUUCGUUUUGAUGGCGUGAAUGUUACAGUUAAGAUAGAAUAUGUGGACGAUCCUACAUUCGAAAAGUUCCAAGGUGUAUACAAAUACGACAAAGAGUCUUCAAUUAAAAUCAAGGGUAGAAAUAUUUUAAAUGGAGCUCGCCUUGAAGACUACAGGAUACAUAUUGGUUUGGAUGGACGUUGUCUCAUUACAGAUAUCAAUAUGCAAUUUAUCAUAUGUUUUCCACCUAAUUCAGUACCUCGAACUAACAACACUGAUUUCAACCUGGCUCCUGUUAUUGUUAACGUUGGAAACAUCAAGGCGUACAUAGGUGACCUACAGUACAAACAAGUUGUUAAUAAAUUAGUCAUCAUAGCUGGUGUAUUAGCUGCUGCAUUGAUUACAGCUGUUGUGAUUGGCGUAUUGGCUGUAGUUGUUUUAAGAAGUAAGAAAAAGAGAGCUGUCAAAGAAUUCAAAAUUGAACUCAUGACAAGGGAAGAAAUGAUACGAAAAGCUAGUAGAGAAGAAUUUGCUGAUGCUCAGAUGAAUAUCAAAGAUAUAAAAUCUGACCUGGUUACUUCAAGAGUACCUUUUUGCGACUACCAAACAUAUGUUUGUCAUCAGCUCUUUCCAAACGAAGAUAAACUAUCUAAUCCCUUAACUAACGGUUCAGAGAUAACAGAUGAAAGAAAAACCAUAAUAAAAAGUGCAAUGGAAAAAUUCGAAAUACUGUGGUCGAACAAGCUUUUCUUAAAAUCACUUGUCCAAACAUUAGAUCGACCGAAUAUGCUUACAAUGCAAGAAAAGGCUCAGUUUUCGUCAGUUUUGUCGAUUUCAUUGCUUGGAAAUAUGAGACUCUUUUUCGAUUUGGUUCAUUGUUUGCUGGUUGACACGAUUCGGUCAUCAACAAAAAAACAGCAGAAAGUUUUAUUCAGAAGGUUUGACUCUAUUACCCUGAGAUUAUUGGUAAAUUGGUUACAGAUUGGGCUGUACAGACAAUUAACUUCACACAAUGGUAUGCAACUGUUUUUGUUAUACAAAGCAGUACAAACAAUUACAGAAAUGGGACCAAUAGAUGCAAUUACAGGUAGUUCAAAGAACACCAUUGCAGAAGAAAAGCUACUUAAAAUGAGGAUCGAACACCAAAAUAUUACAUUACAAAUAGAUCUGAAUGGAAAUAGUUGCCAGCAUUUUCCUGUCAAAGUUAUUGACUGUGAUACAAUAUCACAGGUGAAACAGAAAUGUUGUGCGCAGGUUUAUAAGAAUAAACCUGCUUCAGAAAUACCAAACGAUGAUGAACUUUCUUUAGAAUGGCAAGAAGGAAAAGCUGGCAAACUAACAUUGAAUGAUAUUGAUAACACCAAUGAAAGAAACAAUGGAUUGAUAUGUCUGAAUACCUUAAAACAUUAUAUGGUUAAGGACAACAGUAGAAUGGCCCUGAUGUACAAGCCUCAUGGCAAACAAGAGAUCUUUGUGAACACGCCAGGUAUAGAAAUAGAAAGUAAGAUUUCAGAGGCUAUGUCAUUGCUAGAGUCGGACGAUGGUGAAGACGAGAAGUCAGAACCACAAAAAUGGCACUUGGUAUUUAUGAGAUUUGAUAAUCGUUAA